This is a messenger RNA of Lotus japonicus, 642 nucleotides long. Its product is annotated as 60S ribosomal protein L27a-3. Gene Ontology annotation, biological process: translation. Lineage: Eukaryota; Viridiplantae; Streptophyta; Magnoliopsida; Fabales; Fabaceae. The record is from RefSeq and is a predicted model, not a curated record. Bases 56 to 496 code for a protein of 146 amino acids. The transcript has a single exon. Gene Ontology annotation, cellular component: ribosome; cytosolic large ribosomal subunit. Gene Ontology annotation, molecular function: structural constituent of ribosome.
CCUAAUUCUUGUUCUGCGGCCGAAACCAGAGGGAGGAGCAGCAAAGCAGGUAGAGAUGACGACCCGUUUCAAGAAGAACAGGAAGAAGCGCGGCCACGUGAGCGCCGGUCACGGCCGUAUCGGAAAGCACAGGAAGCAUCCUGGAGGUCGCGGUAACGCCGGUGGCAUGCACCACCACCGCAUCUUGUUCGACAAGUACCAUCCUGGUUACUUCGGGAAAGUGGGUAUGCGUUACUUCCACAAGCUCCGCAACCAGUUUCACUGCCCCAUUGUCAACAUCGAGAAGCUCUGGUCUCUUCUCCCUCAGGAUGUGAAGGACAAGGCCUCCAAGGACGCUGCACCUGUGGUUGAUGUUACCCAGUAUGGAUACUUUAAGGUGCUUGGCAAGGGUGUGUUGCCUUCCAACCAGCCCCUUGUUGUUAAGGCCAAGCUUGUCUCCAAGAUCGCUGAGAAGAAGAUCAAGGAAGCUGGUGGUGCUGUUGUUCUUACAGCUUAGUUUUAAAUUUUGUUUGUUUAUCCAUUUUGCGGUUGUUUGCAUACAUCAGAUAUUGUUGGUUUUGUUUUGUUAACAUUUUAUAAUCUUAAGGGAUAUUGAUGUUAUGCUUUUCAGUAUUGUUGGUUUAUGAAACUGAUUUUGAGUUA